This is a messenger RNA of Macadamia integrifolia, 723 nucleotides long. RefSeq lists its product as uncharacterized. Bases 1 to 723 code for a protein of 240 amino acids. The record is from RefSeq and is a predicted model, not a curated record. The transcript has 4 exons. Lineage: Eukaryota; Viridiplantae; Streptophyta; Magnoliopsida; Proteales; Proteaceae.
AUGGAAGGGAAGAUAAUUGGGCUUCCAAUUCACUUUCGUGCAAAGAGGGAGGUGUUGGCUGUGGCGGUACAAGAGGUUGUCGUAGCAACAAGGCUUGCGGUAGAAGCGGCAGAAGCUGCGGCAACAAGGGCAGCAGAGGCUUCGGCUUCAAUAAACUCCGCUAAAGUGCAUCAAAGAAAUCUUUCAAGCACCAGGCUUAGCUAUUGUGCUGCAGUUCACGGGGCAAAGACCGCAGCGUUUGCAGCAAAGGCGCCUGCAAAAGCGAUAGAAGCGACAGUUAAUGUGGACAUCAUCAGAUUGCGUUUCUACAAUAUGGCCAUAUCAAGAAGGAUUGCAGCGGAAGCCGCAACAAUGGUGGUCGUAGAAGCAAGGGCUGUGGCGGCGAAAGCAACAAGAGGGGCGGCGGAGGCUGCAAUAGCUGAAGCACAGGCGGCGCAGGUUCAGCAUCAGGCAUCAAAGAGUCUUACACAGAGGAUUAACUAUUGUUCUCAGCUUCCAACUACCCUUGUGAAAAUGUCGGCUGAAGCCGCAGCUCGCGCAGCACAGGCCGCAGGGUACGCAGCAAAGGCGUCGGCUGAAGCUACCGAGGCGGCAGCAAAUGUGGAGAUGAAGUUGGCUCAACUUCCAAAUCACGUUCGUACGAAGAUGGAGGCGUUGGCUGAGGCGACAAAAGAAAGUUGUCCUAGCAGCAAGGACCACGGCGGAAGCGUCAACAGCGGCUGA